Messenger RNA from Cynoglossus semilaevis (tongue sole), 1697 nucleotides. It is a transcript of the gene slc13a3, whose product is annotated as solute carrier family 13 member 3. Bases 162 to 1667 code for a protein of 501 amino acids. Gene Ontology annotation, molecular function: succinate transmembrane transporter activity; sodium:dicarboxylate symporter activity; citrate transmembrane transporter activity. NCBI's taxonomy places the organism in Eukaryota, Metazoa, Chordata, Actinopteri, Pleuronectiformes, Cynoglossidae. The record is from RefSeq and is a predicted model, not a curated record. Gene Ontology annotation, cellular component: plasma membrane. The transcript has 12 exons. Gene Ontology annotation, biological process: succinate transmembrane transport; citrate transport.
GGUGAAGUUUAGUUUAUAGUUAACCUGUCGGCCGUGGAGUUAAUCUUUUUAGUUAAUCUUCUCCGGAACUUCUCCGGAGCUUCAUAUCGCAGCCUCCGGUCGUCGGUGGCGCCACUCUCCCUCUCUCUGCUCGGCCUCCAGUCCCGAACCCGUGCGUGGAGAUGAAGGUGUCGGUGGUGUUGAAGAAGCUGUGGUCCGUUCACAAACAGCUGGUGCUGCUGCUCACUCCGCUCAUCUUCCUGCCGCUGCUCUUCACUCUGCCCGAGGAGCCAGACCAGACACGUGAAUUUUUUUUUUUUACACCGAGGCGGCGGCGUCACCUCGACUCGUUGGAAGCCACCAAUGAAAACUCCAGGACCCGGUUUGGAUCCAGUGAAGGUCAAAUGUUGUUAAACUGUGACCUGACUUCACACAGAAACGGUCAGUGUACGGUGAAGCUGCAGCCUCUGCCCUGUGAGCCGUCCGAAAAACAAAUACUGUCGGUGGAAAGCCAGGAGGGGGCGCUCCAGGCCGAUGUGCGGUCGGCCGAGGAGAUCCGAUCCGAGGCGGAAUACCAGCUGAAUGUGUGGAAAGGAUUCCUCAUCUGUAUUCCCUACUCGUCCAGUAUCGGCGGGACGGCGACGCUCACCGGUACGGCCCCCAACCUCAUCAUGAUUGGUCAGCUGAAAAGCUACUUCCCAGACUGUGACAUCAUCAACUUCGGCUCCUGGUUCGCCUUCGCCUUCCCUCUGAUGGUCAUCUUCCUGUUCGUGGGAUGGCUGUGGAUCGCGUAUCUCUAUGGAGGACUGAACACACGACUGUGCUUCAAGAGGCAGGACCACAGAGCGCAGGCCGAGGCCAGAGCCAGGGCCAUGAUCGAGGAGGACUACAGGAAACUAGGGCCCAUAAACUUUGCUCAAGGAUCCAUCGCUUUCUUUUUCGUCCUGUUCUCUGUCCUCCUCUUCACGCGGGAUCCAAAGUUUGUCACCGGCUGGUCGGUGUUCUUCAAGAAGGGGUACGUCUCGGACGCCGUCACAGGUGUGAUCAUCGUCUCCGUGUUGUUCUUCUUCCCCUCGCAGAAACCUUCCCUGCGCUGGUGGCUCGACCCUAAAGCCUCAAACACUCCGUACGUCCCUCUGUUGUCAUGGAAGAAAGCCCAGGACUCUGUUCCCUGGAACAUUAUUCUCCUGCUCGGAGGCGGCUUCGCUAUGGCCAAGGCUUGUGAGGAGUCCGGCCUGGCCUCCUGGAUCGGGGGCCACCUCCAACCUUUGGCCGAGGUCCCCCCCGCCGCAGCUGUGAUGCUGAUCACGGCGUUCCUGGCCACGUUCACCGAGUUCGCCAGCAACACGGCCACCAUUAUUAUAUUUCUGCCCGUCAUCGCCGAGCUGGCGAUCCGCGUCUCGGUCCACCCUCUGUACUUCAUGAUCCCGGCCUCCGUGGCGUGUUCGUACGCCUUCAUGCUGCCGGUGUCCACGCCCCCCAACUCCAUCGCCUUCGCGUCGGGACACUUGAUGGUCAAAGACAUGGUGAAGACCGGUUUUGUCAUGAACAUCCUGGGGGUGCUCUCUAUCUCCCUGGCCAUGAACACAUGGGGGGUCGCCAUGUUUGACCUCAACACAUAUCCAGAGUGGGCCCUCCCCAUCAACAAGACAGCGCCCCCUGUCCAUCCACUGAAUGCUACCAUCUGAUGUGGGGGGGGGGGGGCCCCCCGCGGGGAA